AUGGAGGCGCUUGCUUCAUCACGAAUCCUGGUGAUUGGUGGCACUUCAGGCAUUGGAUUUGCAGUAGCUUCUGGAGCGAUCGCAGUCAACAGCCAAGUCUUUGUUACAUCCUCGUCUCAAGACAAGGUCUCGAAAGCAAUCUCACGACUGCAGUCCCUCUAUCCCGAUAGCAAGGUAUCCGGCAUAUCUGCAGAUCUCUCAUCCGCCGAUACCGUCGAGGCCAAUAUCAAACUUGUCCUUGACGAAGCCGUCAAGUUCACAGGCGGACCUUUGGACCACAUCGUCAGCACUGCCGGAGCACGAUGGGAUCCCGUCAAGCUCGACGAAGUGACAGCUACCACAGCCAUCGACCCAUCAGCACAGACUUUGAGACUGAUCAUGCCACUCAUGGUCGCCAAGCAUAUCGCCAAGUAUCCGGGACAAUACAUCAGUGUCUCGACAAAGAGCUCCUUAACGAUGACAUCGGGCAUUCUCGUCAAGCGGCCUCAGCCCGGAAUGAGCUCUCUUAUACUGGUUGGCGCUGGCGUCGAGGGGCUGAGCCGAUGUUUGGCUAUCGAUCUGAAACCUAUCAGAGUCAAUCUUGUCACGCCUGGUGCUAUCAAUACGGAGAUGUUGGACGCUCGAUGGAAGGAAGUCAGGGAGAAAUUCGCGAGGUCGACGCUUGUUGGUGAACUUGGUGCUCCUAACGAUUGUGCGGAGGCGUAUUUGUUUGCUAUGAGGAGCAAGUUCUUGACUGGCCAUGAGAUCAUUAUUGAUGGUGGUACUUUGUCGAUGCUGCCUGUCGCCGCAUAG
This is a messenger RNA of Pseudocercospora fijiensis CIRAD86, 792 nucleotides long. RefSeq lists its product as uncharacterized. The transcript has a single exon. Gene Ontology annotation, molecular function: oxidoreductase activity. The record is from RefSeq and is a predicted model, not a curated record. Lineage: Eukaryota; Fungi; Ascomycota; Dothideomycetes; Mycosphaerellales; Mycosphaerellaceae. The coding region runs from base 1 to 792 and encodes 263 amino acids.